AAUGAGACCACUUUUGGGUGUUUUCUGUCUACAGGUGUAGAAACACGCCUCAGGCGAAGGGAACCACCCCAAGGUUUGUCUUUAGUCUUUAAAAGAAGGCUCUUCAGGUUAGUAAGCCAUUCCACUCUCAACACAGACGCCAGCAUCCGUCAUGCAACAGCCACUCGCCAGUAUGGAGAAGAAGAAGCUUUGGCUUGACGUGGACAUAGGGGUGGAUGAUGCCCAGGCCCUCAUGUUGGCCCUCGCCGCCCCCAACGUGGAGGUUUUGGGGAUCACCUGCUGCCACGGCAACACACCCCUGGAUAACGUGCUCAAGAACGCACUGCGGGUCCUGAAAGUCAGCGACCGGAUGGAUAUCCCGGUGUACCGUGGCUGUAAAGAUCCCCUGAUGGCCCAUAAGCGGCACGCUGGAGAUUACCACGGGAAGGACGGGCUGGGCGACGUCCCAGAUCCAGACGCUCCAGGCCUGGAACUGCUGCAGAAGAAAAAAGGAGUGAUGGCAAUGAUCAAGACUGUCAACCAAAACAAGGGCGAGGUGAUUCUGGUUGCUGUCGCGCCCCUCACUAACCUGGCCGUCGCAGUCCAACUGGACCCUAACUUCCCCAAGAAGCUGAAGGCGCUCUACAUCAUGGGAGGAAACACCGAAUCCAGGGGUAACACCACGGUGUGUGGAGAGUUCAACUUUGUGGCUGACCCCGAGGCUGCCUACAUCGUGUUGGACCGCUACACCUGUCCCACCUACAUCGCCACCUGGGAGUUCAGCUGCAGGAACAGCCUGCCGUGGUCUUUCUGUGAGGAGUGGCUGUCCCAAGACACUGAGAAGGCUCGCUUCAUGAAAAAGAUUGCGUGCCUUUCGAUGGAGAAAGCUCAGUCAGCAGAUUACCAAAAGGAGAUCACAACAGGAAAAGGGUUCAACUCAUGCGACUCCUACGCCAUGGCCGCCGCCAUCGACGACUCAUUCAUAACAGAGAAGGACGAGGUUGCAGUGACGGUGGAGCUGGAGGGGUCCAACACCCGAGGCAUGAUGGUGCUGGACUACAUGGAGCUGCUGAAGAAGAAGCACAAGGCCUUCAUCAUGAAGAAAGUCGACUUGGAGAAGCUCAAGCAGAUGUUCAUGGAUUCGCUGAAGUAGAAUGAUGCUGUAACAAGAUGAAAGUCGGUUCAAAAUAAAAGAUAAAAACAGCA
Sebastes umbrosus (honeycomb rockfish) is the source of this 1185-nucleotide messenger RNA. RefSeq names its product inosine-uridine preferring nucleoside hydrolase-like. Gene Ontology annotation, molecular function: hydrolase activity, hydrolyzing N-glycosyl compounds. Lineage: Eukaryota; Metazoa; Chordata; Actinopteri; Perciformes; Sebastidae. The record is from RefSeq and is a predicted model, not a curated record. The transcript is spliced from 8 exons. The coding region runs from base 152 to 1132 and encodes 326 amino acids.